Messenger RNA from Trichomycterus rosablanca, 1763 nucleotides. RefSeq lists its product as uncharacterized. Gene Ontology annotation, biological process: mitochondrial fusion. The record is from RefSeq and is a predicted model, not a curated record. NCBI's taxonomy places the organism in Eukaryota, Metazoa, Chordata, Actinopteri, Siluriformes, Trichomycteridae. The transcript is spliced from 8 exons. Bases 753 to 1481 code for a protein of 242 amino acids.
UGUAUAUAUACAUAUAAAUAUAUAUAUAUCGUGAUUUAGGUUUGUGUAUACUGCAGUUGCCAUUUUUUUAUAGAGACAUUGUAUUGUAAUGUAUGUAAAUCGUUAUUUAAUAAAAGCAGUCAUUUUCCAUGUAACCUGAUUCUGUUUUCUGAGGGAAGGAUUGGCAGACAGGGUGGGAUAGGAUGGGGGGAUACUGGUAAUAAGCCGAAACUGGGCCGAGUCAGGUACUUACGGCAUACAUCUGGCUCAAACUAGGCCGUAUUAUGGCUUGCCGGUCGAGGGCCGACUCAUUUGAGCCGUAUCUCAGCCGUAACACUCGGCCGAGUCCGGGCCGAGUUAUUCCCAGACUCGGGCCAGAAAUAUCGGGCCGCGCUGCGGCCGUGAUUCACAACCGAGACAACGCCGACUCGGCGCGCCGGCAUCGGGCCGACUGGUUUUUUUCCGGCAUGCGCGAUUCGGGCCGCUUGUGGGCCGAUACAAUUUUGCUAGCUGGGAUAUUGAGUGUCAAGAUGUGUGAAUGUAACUGCAUAGUGUAUGUUAUUGUAAAAUCUGAUGUGUUAAUGUUACUUAACACAAUGCAAAAAGCUUUGAACUACAAUACAUUUGGGGAAAAUGUACUAGUGCAGAGAUUAUGUUAGAAGAGACUGUUUAAUAAAGACUUGUGAGGCAUUUGUGAAGCUGUGACUCCUCGUGUCUUAUUUAUUUCACCCUGUUUACAGGUGAUAUAAUCUGUUUACACUGACCUGAGCUCGAUGGUGACCUGUGGCUCAGAAGUACAAUCCAGAACAGAGGAAACUUCUAGACCUCAAACCGACCAUGAGGUGGAUAUUGAGAGCGGCCAUAUAGAAAUAAGGAAUGUUCCUGCUUUAUUUCACUACUGCAAAAUAAUGGGAAUCAAAAACUUCACCCAUAAACUAGCAGCACUGCGUCGAGCCUUCGAUAUUAUUUUCAGUCACCCUCCGAACUACAGUUACAUCUGUGUGGUGGGAAGAAUGACUUUACUCGUACUGGUGGCUGCAAAAAAGAGGGAUCUGCGCAUCUUCCACCGAAGGUACGACCGGCUGAUACAGAUGCUGGAGAAUCAGACUAAUCGGAUGUGGGCUGAAGUGGAGCUGGCGCAGAUCGGGAUCCAGCACGUCAACUUUAUGGACAUCGUCUUUGAGCUGGUGCUGCUGGGAAUUCUGGGAAGAGCGAGGGUGCAUCAGAUCAUUUCAUUGACGCAGUACCGGAGACGAUGGCUCUUUCUGGACCGGCUGAUUGCUCUCAUCUAUUCGUGCGUUACACCCAGAUGGAUUGAACGUCAGGAGACAGAGCGUUAUUUAUUCCAUCUUCAGACUGAGAUGCUGAGCUUCCUGGAUAAAAUCUUCACUCUGGACGAGUCUUUGUAUGCAGAACCUGAAGCCCUGGCUGCUGCACUGGAGACGCUUUUAUGGCGGAGCCUCCGACGGUUUCAUGAAAGGCUGGAAACAGAGGACGUCUAAAGGCCAACCUUGAUUGGAACCUUUAUUUAAGUGUUAGGGAUGCAGGUCUGGUGGUUGACGUGUUGUUAAUGUGUGUUAACAGUUCACAGGUGCAUCAGGACCCAAGACAUGGCCGACAUGUAAAGAUACCACUAAUGUGGAAACAUGUAUCGGGAUCUCAGAGAGACGUGCUGCCAUUAAGACGCUGUCUUUACAUCAAGACAACGCCCGGAUGACUUUGUGGACCAGAUCCAGAUGUGUAAAAAUGUUCUGUAAAAAUGUAAUAAAAAGAAGAAACUCUGA